AUGAAUAGUUUACCCGGAAAAUCUUUUUCAAACAUUAAUGGAAUUAAUAAUUCCAAUAAAACUUAUUAUUAUAAAGAAAUGAUUUAUGCCAAAGAUGGUUAUACCGUACAUCCCACAGGAAAGCCAGUGAUAAGGAAUCCAGCAACUAAUCGUUUGAAUAUUAAUCAGUGUAAUAAUACCUAUAAUUGCUUACCAACACAAAUAGCAGCAAUGUACGGGAAUCCCAGGAAUAAUUUCUGCAGACUUGAUUCAUCAAACCUUCAGUUGUAUUCAGCACAAAACCAGACAUCUUCGCCGUCUUCAAAUUCAAAUUCUUCGUCUUGUCUGAUGUCUUCUCAGUCAGCAGUGAUGUCAACAACAACAUCCCCGACAAUAUCAACAUUACCAAUGGGUAUGAUAGAUGAAGUUAGAUUAAAUCAGGUGGAAUGGAUACAACAGUUAAAUACACAAGGGAAACUCCCCUCUCCUCAUAGCCUACUUCCAUGUAUGAUGAUGGUGAGAAAGGUGUCUUCAGAUAGUAAUAACAACAAUACUACUACUAACACUACUAAUGAUAAUAAUAGUAGUAGAGUCAACGAUAUUACCCCAUUGAACAAUAAAUUCCUUAAAUCUAAUGAUGAAAGACAUUCUCUAGCCUAUAGACAAAUAGAAUCAUUGAUGAGAUCUAAAGAGAUAUUGACAAGUCAACAAAAGAAUCAAGACAUCAAUAAUGCUGUUAAUGCUUACAAGGAAGAAGUUGGUGAGGAUGAAAAUAAUUCUUCUAGUGCAUGUACUGUUGAGUAUGAUGAUGAUGAUAACACCAACAGUAAUGAUCAUGAGGAUGUAGAUGGUGAGGAGGAGGAGGAGGAGGACGUUGAAGACGAUGCCGAUGUUCAACAUUUAUGUCAGGUGUGCGGUGAUCGCAGCAGUGGUAAACACUAUGGUCAGUAUACAUGUGAAGGAUGUAAAAGCUUUUUCAAACGUUCUGUACGUAAAUCAGCUAGUUAUAUUUGUCGGUCAGGUGGACAGUGUCCAGUCGAUGCCCAACGACGUAAUCAAUGUCAAGCGUGUCGUAUGUCAAGGUGUUUAUUGGCAGGCAUGAAAAAAGAAUCUGUUCAACGGGCUCGAGCAAGCUCACAGACACAUCUGUGUCCAUCGACGCCAUAUUCAACAAAUUCUGUGAUAGCAGCUGCUGCAGUCGCUGCAGCUUAUUUCCAUGGCAAUGGAAGUACUGUCGAUAGCUUUCCAACAGGUUUUAUUCCAGCACAGACAACACCACUCCUGCAGAAUAGUUACACCACAAUUCAAAGUUCUCAGAGAAAUCCUGUAUUGACAUCAAGAAGCCAGUAUCUUAGCCAAUCUAAAUAUAUUACAUCAAAUCCUGUCAACCAUUUUGGUAAUCAGUUACCAGAGAUGCGUUAUAAUCCAUAUGGAGGUGUAAUGAACUCACAAUUUGCUCAUCCGAACACUCAAUACACGCCUAAUGUUCCACAGCUGAUAGAAAGCAGAGUAAUCACAAAUUUCGACAAGAAUUCGUUAUACACUCCGUAUACACAACAGUAUGACUGUUCACCUAAAGUUAGGUAUAUAAAUUCAAGUUCCAAUGAAGUCUACUAUCAUCUGCCGAGUCAAAGCGCCCAACAGUUAUAUUAUUCCACGUCACUGACGCCGACAGUUACACUUUCAUCAUCAGCGAUAUCAACGACUUCUCCAAUUUCUACAGUAAAUUUCAAUAAAAUUCUAUCAUCACAUAAAAGUACAGAGUUUAUUCAUCAAUUCAACGAUAGAACUCAAUUACAAACAAACCAAUCAAAUAUUUAUACAGCGGGAAACAACAAUACUGUGCCUGAUAUGAACACUAGUGGUCAACCGGACUCUUCAUCAUUCUCUCCAUCUCCGUCAUCAGUGUAUCAUCCACAAGAGAUGAUUAUAGAUUUACAGAAAACAAUUGAAGAAUGGAUUAUGUCAAAAGAGUACACGAUUAGUCCAAUUUAUUUAGGGCACAGCUAUCAUAUCGAAGCUGUUAUAUCCUCAGCUAAUCAAUUGUUAAACAGAAUUUCAUACAUACUAAACAAACUUCAGUCAUUUAAACAUGCCUCCCAACAUAACAGCCAUACUACCAUGAUGCCUCAUUUAAACGAUUUAAACAAAAUACAAUAUGAUAUUGAAUAUACAUGGAUAAAUGAAUCGCUGCUACUGUUGUUAUCAUCACAAUCAGAAUUUACUGAUUUACAAGAUAAUGAUACCGCAUCAAUGCAUCAUUUGACAGGUAUGAUGAAUUCAACACCGGAUACAACACAGACAAUAAUUUGUGAAUUAUCAGAAAAAGAACGUGAAUUAUUGAUUAUACAAUCAUUGCCAACACUGGUCAUUAUUCAUAUUUAUCAGAUUCUAAUCAACUGGACAAAUAGUCAAGAUAAUGAAAUUGUCAAAGAGAUUGAAUCAAUCCUCUUCAAUGUUAAUCAUUAUAAUAAUUUUAAAUAUUAUAAAUAUAAUGAAUCCUUUGCAUAUUAUACAAGAAAUCAAUUAAUCGAUAAUCAAUCAAUAAGUCAAGUGAUGAAUACACAUUCUAGUGAUGGACAGAAUCAUAUUAUCCAUAUAAAUGAUGGACACAGUCAACUCAAUAACAUAAAUAAUUUGAGAGGGAGUAACUUUGAUACCUUUGAAUUGGCAUGUAUGAAGACUUUAAUUCUGCUAGAUUCUGGUCUAUUGAACAAUGAAUCAUAUACGAAAUCAUUUGAAAUGUUAAAAUGCACUAUUCACAUGGUACUUAUGAAACAUGUAAUCAAUAAAAUCAGUUGUCAAGAUAAUAAACAGCAGCACCAACAACAGCAUCAUCCACAAGGCGUGAUAACUACAAAUCACUGGAAACUAUUUUAUCGUAUAUCUCGAAGAAUUUUCAAUUUCUAUCAGAUUUCAAAUGAAUUAUGCAGAAUUCAUGGAUUUCGAAAAGUUGAUUCAAAAAGUUAA
This is a messenger RNA of Trichobilharzia szidati, 2949 nucleotides long. The record is from the annotation of a GenBank genome assembly. Lineage: Eukaryota; Metazoa; Platyhelminthes; Trematoda; Strigeidida; Schistosomatidae.